This is a messenger RNA of Momordica charantia (bitter melon), 3497 nucleotides long. NCBI's taxonomy places the organism in Eukaryota, Viridiplantae, Streptophyta, Magnoliopsida, Cucurbitales, Cucurbitaceae. The record is from RefSeq and is a predicted model, not a curated record.
UGUGAUAAGCGCGAGCUUUGCCAGUGGAGUGGCACGUACGUGCAGUCCUCCACGAACACAGCCUACGCUCCUCUGAUGAUUUGAUAUCGGACUGCUAAUCCAUCCUUCCACCAACGCACUCGCAAAUGGCUCCCUACAGUUCUUCUGAUAAGACUAGAAGAUAGGGAAGUAAGAAGAAGACGCUUAAAUUGCAAAACCUGGCCGGCUGGCCAGAGCCUAGGAAGGGGACCGGCACCUACCUGAACCGUCUGAUUUUUGACAAUUUAGCUCAGUUGCAUUUAUUCGCACUGAGAAAUACCAACAAAACAUGCUCGGUCAGGAUCGGUACUUGGCAACCUUGAUACUUUGAGGUGGUAAUUUUCUUCCUUCACUUCCGUUAUUAGGCUGAACUAUAAUGUAAUAAUAGCUUUACUUUUGUUGUACGAAUUUUUCGCUAAUUAUUUGGAACAAAGAAACUCGGUUUUUGUCAUGUUUCCAUUAUAUAGGGUUAACUAUCGGCCUUUGCCACCGCAGAAUUAUGUCGUGACUCACGAAAGUUAACACGGUUAUAUAAUUAUUAUCCGUGAUUUUCUUAGGUAGUUGUGAGGGUACAAAACAAGGGAGUAUCUCUUAAUACUUUGAAGGAACCUUCUCCAGAAUGCUAGGAUUUUAACUGUAUAGUUUAAGUAUACCACAGAUUUUCAGGUAAUUGUAGGACGUUUUCAAGCAUUAAAACCGGAAGGUAAGUGGCUGAAGGACUGUAUCUUGCCUUGAAGGGAAGUUAUAGAGCUUGGUAAUCUAAUAUUUUGAACACGAUGAUUUAAUGCUGUUUGCUUGUGUGGCCAUUAUUUGAGAAGGAAUGGAGAUUUCUGUCACCAGUGUGGUUGCUUAAAGUCGCACCCGGUUGGGUUUUUGGAAUAUAGUGAAGUAUACGUAAAAAGAAUUUAUACUAAUUAAAGUAUUUCCCCAUUUAUUGCCCAUCUUUCUGCUUUUGUGCCUGUCUUUCUAUGGCAUCCUUCGAUGUGGUCGACACUGAAUUAAUCCCUGAGUUUCAGAGAGGACUACCUCAUGCGUGUUGAUUUUAAGAAGAACGUUUGGUACAAGCUUCUGGUUUUUUAAAUAUGAUCUCAGAUUCUCAAAUAAAAUAGUUUAAAUUCACCUUCUUCUUUGUCAUUCAUUUUAAGUUAUGCUUCCUCUUCAUUUCCUUGUUUUAGUCUUACUUGCUCUUUCUAAGCCUUUUGGCUCAGUUGUAGUAUCUGUUCUUGUCAAUGAAUAAACUAUGACCACCAAUUCUUGUGAUGCAAUUGGACUUUGUAUACACUUUUUAUUUUGUUGUGACCAACUAAUUUGAUCCUAAAUGCCAGUCAAUGCUCUUAUUAAUUACUGAUAGGAGAAAGGUGCAUGAGACAUUGCCCCAGCCAUUUGUAAUUGAUGGAGUGGAAUGCAAGAUCCCCUUUACAAUGGGAUUGGGAGAACCUAACUGUACUUAAUCCCAGAAUUGCUGAACAGGGUGAUUUGUUUCAUUCAACUAAUUUUCAAACUAAACAAGUAAUAAACUUUGGAUCUUCCGGGGAUGAUAGGAGGACUGGUCGUCCUUCUUUUGAGACGGGGCAAAAAUCUCCAGAAAGCUCAAAAUCAGUUUCCAUAAAUUCUUUGUCAAUUGAGGAAAGUAGAACAACCAAAUUUACACUUGAGGGGUUUGAGGCCACUUUAGAAGAUAUUGGCGAUAAAAACGAAUUUGUUGAGGACGAAGUGGCCAACACAUAUGCAAAACCUGAGACUUCAACUUGCUCCUGCGAGCCAAUGCUGAGUCUGAAGCUUGGUAAGCAGGCGUACUUUGAAGAUUCUAGUGCUGGAAAUCUUACAAAGCCAUCUUUUUCCAUGAUGGCAUCACGAGCUACUCGAAAGAGGUGCCAGAAUACAACAUCUCCUCACUGCCAAGUUGAAGGUUGUAACAUAGAUCUUUCAAGUGUUAAGGAUUACUAUCGCAAACAUAGAGUUUGUGAAAGUCACUCCAAAUCUCCUAAGGUCAUCAUUGGAGGCUUAGAGCGUCGGUUUUGUCAACAAUGUAGUAGGUUUCAUGGCACAUCUGAAUUUGAUGAGAAGAAACGAAGCUGUCGUAGGCGUCUUUCUAAUCACAAUGCUCGACGUCGUAAGCCACAGUCGAAAGUGAUCAGUUUGAAUCCAGCAAGGCUGUCUUCUUGGGAUUUUGAGAGGCAACAGAUUGACAUUUUCUCAGACAAAUUAUCGCUCAUCUAUCCUAGACCUCAUGCAAAUUCAACAUGGGAAUCUACAUUCAGCUCCAGACACUCACAACGUAGCAAAUAUGUAUUAAAGCCUGAAAAGGCAUGUGGUUCAACGGGGCAGCUAAACGUAUCUGGUGAUGAAAUGAGUUUUAUGCAUGCUAUGCCUCACCACCAUUCCGGUAAGCUUGCUCCCUCCAAUGGAGCUGCGACUAAGGUUCUUGAUGCAGCACAGGAUCUUCAACGUGCUCUCUCUCUUCUGUCAACUGAUUUAAGAGGUUCGUGUGAGGCAAAAUUGAUUUCACCCAACAACCCUAAUCGUCUUGGUAGCCCCAAUUGUACAAACCAAACCGGCAUGUCGCAGUCGCCAAUGAAUCCGGCAAUUCAGAGUUUGCCGUUUGCUUCAGUAGAUUCAGAAUGCUGGUGCAGUGAACAGCAAUCCGUCGAACCGCAGAUGCAAAUCUACCAUCCAGCUCUUCAAAUCGCCUUGCGAGAUUGAGAUGUACUCGAACCAGUUAAGUUGAUGGUUCUGGGUCAUGGUGACCACUGCUGCAACCUCAAGUUAAGGUCAGCCAACUCCUCUGCAGUCUUUUCAUUCAUGGUUUCCACUUAGAUUAAUUAUCCUGCCUGCGCUGCCAAUGCGAAAACUUCUUUACCUAAAACGGAUUGAGACCCCUUUUUCUUGCUUUUUGACUGUUAUUCUUUUGUGCCGAGCGUUAUAUUUUCCCGAGUUCUGUUUCCUUCUAUAUCAUGUCCAAUACCCCAUCCGACGACGCAAUUCACCCUAAAGUAUUGUCCCACGCGACAGCGCUAUUUUCAGCCUAGAAAAAUAUGCCAUCUUUUCGUAAGGUUGUUGAAUUGUUUUCAUUUUUAAUUCAUUCAUUAGAAAGAGAGAUCAUAGUAGCGGAUUUUCUAGCCUCAUAUCUUCCCAUUUUCUGUCGAUCUACUUUAGUUCCCGAAGUGGACAUUAUCACCCGUUCACUGUCCUAUAAACUUUGCAUGGUAGUUUUGCAGGCUAUCUGGAUUUUGCACGUUUCCCCUCCUUCCCCUUGACUAAGAAAUUGUAGUUUAGGACUCUAUAACUCAACCUAUUGCAGAUUUAUUUCAUUGCCAUUUCUCAUACAACCCCCUCAAAGAGAAGCUAAAUGCCUCAUUUGAUAUGGUCUUUUUAGUUUUUGAUUCUUUGUUUUUCAGAACUGGAAUGUGUACUGAAUUUGUUUCGUGACAUGUUAUUUCUUAUUUCUCGUUUUCAAUUUUAAUUUAAGCGUUUGACAA